GCGUCCCUGCCCAGGAACAUGAUAGAGAACAGUAUGUUUGAGGAGGAACCUGACGUGGUGGACCUGGCUAAAGACUCUACAGCCUUCCCAGCGUUGGAACCAGAUGAGGUGGUGUACGAGCCCCGUAGCUCCCGUCUGCUGGUGCGAGGUCUGGGAGAGAACGACCUGGACGACGAUGAGGAGGAGGACAAUGAGUCGUCAGCCCGCCUACUGGGCAUGUCCUUCAUGAACAGAAGCGCCACCCACAAUCCUAGCUCCUCCCCUUACAACAGACACGCUCCACCCAGGUCAUGUUCCUGCCCCUCGGCUCGUAUGCUGGUGGUGGGCGUGUUCAUCUUGGUACUGGUCGCAUCCAUGGCGAUGGUUCUCUACUUCCUGCCUGGCUGUACCUUCACUAAGGCUGGCUGUGGUAAGGCUAACUCCUCCACUCCUAACAGCACCAAUGGGGAGCUGUUUCCCUGGAAUGAGCUCCGACUCCCAGCCAGUGUACAGCCUGUGAACUAUGACCUCACCUUGACCCCUAACCUGACUUCCAUGACCUUCACUGGCCGCACUGUCAUCAACAUGACAAUACUACAUGACACCAAGCGCAUAGUUCUGCACAGCUCUGAACUCAUUAUCACCAAGGCAACCUUCCAGGUUGGAGAGGAUAAGAGUGUUGAGGUGAAGCUGUUGGAGUAUAAACCAUGGCAGCAGAUAGCUGUAAGCUUCCCAGAGGAUCUGAAGGUAGGCCAGGUGUGUGUGUUAACGUUGGACUAUGCAGCCAACCUCUCACACACCUAUGACGGCUUCUACAACAGCUCCUACAACGACAAGACUGGAGCCAAGAGGGUCCUAGCUGCCACCCAGUUUGAGCCCCAGGCAGCCAGGAAGGCCUUCCCCUGUUUUGACGAGCCGGCCUUUAAAGCCACUUUCCUGGUCAGGAUCACAAGGGAGCCUGGAUACAUCACUCUGUCCAACAUGCCCCAGGCUAAGACGACUACAUUACCCAGCGGCCUGUUGGAGGAUGAGUUUGAGCAGACUGGCAUUAAUAUGAGCACCUACCUGGUGGCCUUCAUCGUAGCCAACUUCACCAGCAUCACUAGAAACGUUUCCAAUACACUGGUGUCAGUGUACUCUGUGCCAGAGAAGAAGGAACACACACACUAUGCUCUGGACACAGCCUCCAAGCUGCUGCACUUCUACAACACCUUCUUUGAAAUCGUCUACCCUCUGAGGAAACUAGACCUGGUGGCUAUCCCAGACUUUCUGGCGGGAGCGAUGGAGAACUGGGGUCUGAUCACCUUUAGAGAGACCAGCCUGCUGGUGGAAAACCAGUCCUCUCCUCUCGACAAACAACUCAUCGCUAACGUCGUAGCCCACGAGCUCGCUCACCAGUGGUUUGGGAAUCUGGUGACGAUGCGUUGGUGGAAUGACCUGUGGCUGAACGAAGGCUUCGCCACCUACUGGCAGUACACGUCCCUAAUGACAGUGUUCCCACAGCUGGACCUAGGCAAUGUGUUCCUGGGGGUGCGCUUUAAGGCCAUGGCCAAAGAUUCUUUAAACUCCUCCCACCCAGUGUCAGUGUCAUCCCAGGUGACCACACCUGAGCAGGUGUCUGAGAUGUUUGACUCUGUCACCUAUGAGAAGGGUGCUUCCCUCCUGCUGAUGUUGAAAACCACUCUGCCAGACGGUCAGUUCAGGAAAGGACUCAUGGAAUACCUGGAUAACUACAGAGGAUCUAACACUGUUACUGAAGACCUCUGGAACAGUCUCACCCAGGUUCCUUAUUUUGCGGCUGUAAAAUCUGCCGCCAUAUCCUUCCUCUUUUCACAACGCCUGUGGCAUAUCCCUGUGACGUAUGUGAAUGACAGCUGUAGCUCUGCCCCUUCCUGCAGACAGAUCUUCACGCUAAGAAAUAAGACAGCGACUCUGAAUGUGUCGGACAGUGUGAAGUGGCUGAAGUUGAACUACAUGAACACAGGCUUCUAUAUAGUUCACUAUGGAGACGAGGGCUGGGCCACUCUCAUAGAUGCUCUUAAGACUGAUAUCAACAUACUCACACCCCACGACCGCGCUUCACUCAUACACAACAUCUUUGCCCUGUCCAGGCUGGGUCGUGUGUCCUUCCGUCAUGUUUUAAAUCUGUUGGAAUAUGCCACCAAUGAGACUGAGACUGCUCCUCUGACAGAGGCCCUGUCACAGCUCAGCUCUGUUUACAGACUACUGGACAAGAGACAGGAGCAAAGACUGGUGGCCCGCAUGAAGGUGUACAUUUGGGGUCAUUUUGGCCAGCUGAUGGACAGUCAGGACUGGGGAGAGGAGGAGAGUGUGUCCAGACAGGAGCUGAGGUCAGCCCUGCUAGAGAUGGCCUGUAGUCUGGGACGGCAGAACUGUACUGACCAGGCCACGGCCCUCUACGACCAGUGGACCAACUCCAACCAAACCAAACAGAUCCCAGGUGAUCUGAAGCGAGUGGUGUUCUCUGUAGCGGCCCAGUCUGACCUCAGAUGGCAUACUCUCAUGGAGGCCUACAGUUCCACCACGUAUGACUCUGAGAAACGCAAGAUACUGCAGGCCCUGGCCUCCACACAGGACCCACAAAGCAUCGUAUGGAUUCUGAGCGUGGGGCUCGAGGGAGGGAUUAUCCAGACCCAGGAGCUGCCAUUGGUCAUCAGCACCAUGAGCGAUGGCUUCGUUGGCCACUUGUUCGUCUGGGACUUUGUCAAAGAGAACUGAGACAGGAUCAUAGAGAAGUUCCCAGUGGGGUCCUAUCCCAUCCAAAGCAUCAUCAAGUCCACCACCUCCCAGUUCUCCACUCAGACACACCUGGAGGAGGUCCAGGGUUUCUUCUCCAGUCUGAAGGAGCGGGGGUCUCAGAUGCGUAGCGUCAAGGAGGCUUUAGAGACCAUCAGACUGAACCAGCUCUGGAUGGACAGGAACCUCCCAACACUCAGAAUCUGGCUCUAA
Messenger RNA from Salvelinus namaycush (lake trout), 2949 nucleotides. RefSeq names its product leucyl-cystinyl aminopeptidase-like. Gene Ontology annotation, molecular function: zinc ion binding; metalloaminopeptidase activity; peptide binding. The record is from RefSeq and is a predicted model, not a curated record. Gene Ontology annotation, cellular component: cytoplasm. Lineage: Eukaryota; Metazoa; Chordata; Actinopteri; Salmoniformes; Salmonidae. Gene Ontology annotation, biological process: proteolysis; peptide catabolic process.